AUGCAACACUCAACUCUCAUCUCGGUUUUGACGACCCUCUUGGCCCUCACCACCUCCGCCUUCGCGGCUCCGGUAGCGGAAGCCAACCCGCCUGCCAGUGCGGUGACUACUGUCCACAGUUACGCCAUGAUCGGCGUCGACACGACGACAGUGAAUGACAAGACUAGCACCUUUGUCUGGUCUACAGACGUCACCAAGACCGUGGUCGUGAACCCUACCGCCGUCCCAGACACGUCCGACCAGGUGGGCGUACAGAUGGGCAAACCUGGCAAGAGGUCUUCCCUCGAGGUGCGAAAGCCUGUUAUCGAAAGCGAGCGACAUGUGGCACGAAGGGGAGGUCAGGAUGACAAUGGCCGUGUCACCAGGACCUACACCGAUAAGCACGGUAUUCACACCGUCACUGUGGGUGGAGCGUCCACGCAUCCUCCCGUUCAGCCUCCCACCCAUAUCCGUCGUCACGAUGAUCACGGGGGUCCCGAUGGUCCUGAUAGUCCCCACGGACCCGAAGGACCCGAGGGACAAGUCAAGCCUACUGGGUUGUCGGAUGAUCCUACCAUGUGGAACCAUCCUGGUAGUGAGGGCAUCUUCCCCGAAGGUUCGGUGACGAUCACCUCGGUCGCCGCCAACCCGGCCGCACCGACCAAUUCGGUUCAUCCCGGGUCGAAGCGCGACAAGGUCAACGGUGCCGCUACUACCCAGACCGUCAACUUCUCUACCUACGAUUGGAGUUGGAAGGCUUGA
Filobasidium floriforme is the source of this 741-nucleotide messenger RNA. RefSeq lists its product as uncharacterized. Lineage: Eukaryota; Fungi; Basidiomycota; Tremellomycetes; Filobasidiales; Filobasidiaceae. Bases 1 to 741 code for a protein of 246 amino acids. The transcript has a single exon. The record is from RefSeq and is a predicted model, not a curated record.